UUUGCAAAAAUAUUCAAAGAUUUUCUUCUAAAUUUAUAAUUUUUUACAUUUUGAAGUGAAAAACAACAUCAUUAUGUCUUCAACAAAUCAAUCUGUUGUGAAAUCAUCACCAUCAAUGAUGAUUCAUUUGGAUAUUAUGGAUCGUUUACGUCAAAUUCAAUUAAUACAACAAGCAUUAGAAAUGGCUGAAUCAAGUUAUUCACGUAUAAAACAAAGUAAUCCAAUGUUUGAUGCAACAUUAACACAGGCUGAAUCAAUGGCUAAUCAAUUAGCAAUGCCAGUGAUUAAUAAAUUAGAACAGCCAAUUCAAUUGGUUGAUAAUUUGGCUUGUCAAAGUUUUGAUACAAUACAAUCCGGUGUAUCAAUGAUUUCAAAAAAUCAGGUUUUUGAUAUGGUACAAAAACGUAUGGAUGAUACAAUGGAAUUUGUACAAUCAAAUACAAAACAAGCACGUACAAUGUUUGAACAACGUUUGGAACAAACAUUACAACGUGCAUAUGCAUUACGUAAACAAGCAUCCGAACAUGUUAAUUCAGUAAUGAAUGUAUCGGAAACUGUUAUAAAAUCUGUUGAUAAAUCAUUGAAUGCUGCUGAAAAUGCUUUGGAUCGUUUAUUACCACCAUUGAAACCUGAAACUGAAACUAAUGAACAACAACAACAACCGAAUGGUCAACAACCUGUACGACGAUUAUUUCAACGUAUGGUACGUUUUUCCGAUAAACUUCGCCGUCGUAUUGUACAAUAUACAUUGGAAAAAUGGUAUACAAAUGCUGAAAAAUCUGGCCUACAUUUUCGUGAAAAUGUUUUGAAUCUAAUUUCCAGUCAAUUAUCGAAUCUUCGUUUACAAAUGAAUAAUCUUCAGACGGAAGAAAAACCAAAACAAUCAUAAAAAUGUGAUCUAUUUACUAUUGAUCCAUUCAUCCGUCUUUUUUUUCACAUCCAUUCUUUGUUUUUUUUCCCGGGAAGUUUUCUAUUCUCAAUUUCAUUCGAUUUUACCUGGAAAUAUUUUCGAAUCU
Molecule: messenger RNA, 1016 nt
Organism: Dermatophagoides pteronyssinus (European house dust mite)
Lineage: Eukaryota; Metazoa; Arthropoda; Arachnida; Sarcoptiformes; Pyroglyphidae
Biological process (GO): lipid storage; positive regulation of triglyceride storage
Cellular component (GO): cytosol; lipid droplet
Source: RefSeq, a predicted model, not a curated record